AUGCUGGCCGUCGAGAAGAACAACGAGAACAGGAGCUUGAAGACCAAUCGUCUCUUCCCGACCCCAAACAAGCCGGACCCCAUGCCACAGAAUUUGGCCUUCUUGUUCACGAAGAUCACGCCUGAGCAAAUGAUCUACAUGCAGUGGAACGUGCUUACGGCGAUCUUCGUGUCGCAAGUUUUCAUGGUCGUUGCUUAUUGCGGGGCCCUGGCUUGCUUCCCGGACUACUGGUGGACCUGCACGCUGUGCUUCGGCCUGCCUUUCUCGUACAUCGCCAUUCAGAACAUCUACAUCGACCACGAUGUCAUGCACGGGGCCACAUUUCCCGUCUAUGAGUGGCAGCGCUUCCUCACCCACCCGUUUGCAGAUUUCUUCAGUUUGCCGUGGGAGGAAUUCGUCCUGGAGCACAACAGGCAUCAUGCGUCCACUGUGGACUUGCUGAUCCAGGGCGAGUUCGGCUGGGACCCCGAGGAGUUCCACUACGCCCUGCAGCAGUGGGCCGGGCCGUGGGGCGCCAACUGGUACAAGUAUCUCCUGACUGUGCCGUUCAUCCCCGUGAUCCACUUCUUUGGGCUGAACGACACUGGCUCCCUCUUCGCUCUGGAGUGGUGGAUGCACUUCCCUGACGAGGGUGCAGGCGGGAAGUGCAACAAGGAGUUCUGGAGCAAGUGGGUUCCUCGUCGCAUUAAACACAAUGCGUUUGUCCUGUCCCUGUGGGCCUUGGUGUGGCUUCUCGGCACCUACCCUCUGGGACGUCCUCUCAGCGAGGGAUGGAGGUUCAUGUUCACGGUGUCCUUCUUCGCGCGCGUGGGGUAUUCAGCGGCCUGGAUGUUCAUCACCAACUUCACACAUAGCCUUCCUUGGAACGAGUUCCUGGCGCAGGACCCGGGUCGUACCUGGCCGGUGCUUCACAACGUGAUGGCCAUGGUCCUUGGAGGCAAGCAUCGCUGGAACGAGAUGCUCUUCCAUGACGUGCACCAUGCUUUCCCCAAUGCUGUCGGCACGCUCAGCCAGCGUGGCCGCUUCCACGGUUGGGAGAAGGUGCACGACGCAGCGGCUGAGGUUCUUCACCGCGGCCUGUGGAAACCAAAUGGUGAUGAGGAGACCCAGAUGCAGAAGACCCAGCGCAAGCGUUCCCUGAUGAUGAAGCAGGGCAAGUAA
This is a messenger RNA of Symbiodinium pilosum, 1161 nucleotides long. The record is from the annotation of a GenBank genome assembly. Lineage: Eukaryota; Dinophyceae; Suessiales; Symbiodiniaceae.